CAGCUCUCGAUGGCAGCCGGAUCCGCCAUCGAUAUUGAAGUUUGUUGCCCGUCACCAAACUGCUAGCAUCGCUCAUCAAGUAUCCUACUGCUCCGUCCAGCUCCUCUGGCACCGUCAAUCGUUUCAAUGCAUUGCCUCGGUGAAAUACUCCUCUAGCGUAUGGUCACUCGCUAUUACCGAUCACAACAUCUUCGUUAAAAAUGGCCUAUGUCGGUAUUAGUGCAGAACGUUCCCCGAAGAUGGAUGCAUCGUGCCCAGGGCUGAUACUGUUCACGCGAAUUUUAUACUGUGCCAUCUCUGCAGCAGCCUGUCGGAUCAGACAAAGAACCGCAGGCUUGGAGCAGACGUAUGCUGUGGCAGUCCGAGGAAAUACCGCUUUGUGUCCCGCCGUCGAGGAUAUACAGAUGACAUUGCCUCCAGUUUUUUGCUUAAUCAUAUGUUCGGCGCAGAUUUGUACCGUCGAGAGCAUUCCGUUCACCUGCCCACCAGUCAAUGAGAAAGGUCAUCUCAUUGCUGAAAAGAGGACUUACAUUGACGGCGAACGAGGCGUUCAUGUCGUCUACGGUGUGUUCCAUGAAUGGAUUAUCUACUAUAAUAGCUGCUGCUGCGAUGCUUUGUCACUCAGAUUGUGUUUGGAGACGACUAAGUUCGACCCCUGCCUUCCUGCGCAACCGACAAGCUGCGCACUUCCACCAUUUCCAGCAAACCUCUUCCACGCUCUAUUUCUCCCCCAAAACGGAUUAAAUUUGAAAUUCUACUAAGCAAGACGUAAAAUCCCCUACAGUAAUCUCCU
Messenger RNA from Eremomyces bilateralis CBS 781.70, 793 nucleotides. RefSeq lists its product as uncharacterized. Lineage: Eukaryota; Fungi; Ascomycota; Dothideomycetes; Eremomycetales; Eremomycetaceae. The transcript has a single exon. Bases 201 to 761 code for a protein of 186 amino acids. The record is from RefSeq and is a predicted model, not a curated record.